Messenger RNA from Solanum dulcamara, 1313 nucleotides. Its product is annotated as 2-C-methyl-D-erythritol 4-phosphate cytidylyltransferase, chloroplastic. NCBI's taxonomy places the organism in Eukaryota, Viridiplantae, Streptophyta, Magnoliopsida, Solanales, Solanaceae. Gene Ontology annotation, biological process: isoprenoid biosynthetic process. The record is from RefSeq and is a predicted model, not a curated record. The coding region runs from base 126 to 1046 and encodes 306 amino acids. The transcript is spliced from 11 exons. Gene Ontology annotation, molecular function: 2-C-methyl-D-erythritol 4-phosphate cytidylyltransferase activity.
UCUAGUAGGAAGGCAUCCCCAUUUUUCACAAAGUUUUUUGGUCUUCAUUCCCUUUGAAGGAUCAACUCAAAUAUACUCCCUUUUCAGUCUUCUCUCCUUGAGCUGAGGGAGUAAAGUACAACAAUAUGUCUACUCUUCAAUUGGGUAUCACCCUUUCUUCUUCCUCUCCAAUGUUCUUGGCAACUAAUUCUCAUUUACCCAAAAAUGCCUUCCCCUCACUCUCACUUUUUCCCACAAACUUUGUAAAGAAUCCUUGCAGAAGAACCUAUAGUCAUGGUGACCCAAGAAUGGGUCUUUUCAAGAUUACUUGCUCUGCCACCUCAGAAAAUCUUGACAAGGUGUCAGAUGUAGUGGUGCAGGACAAAAGUGUUUCUGUGAUUCUUCUUGCUGGAGGGAAGGGGAAAAGAAUGGGUGCAAGCAUGCCAAAGCAGUAUCUUCCACUUCUAGGCCAGCCAAUUGCACUGUACAGUUUCUACACUUUCUCCAAGAUGCCUCAGGUGAAGGAAAUAAUUGUGGUAUGCGAUCCUUCUUAUCAAGACAUUUUUGAAGAUGUCAAAGAGCAUAUCCAAGUCGACUUAAAAUUUGCAUUGCCUGGAAAGGAAAGACAAGAUUCUGUAUACAGCGGACUUCAGGAAGUUGAUUCAAACUCCAAACUUGCAUGCAUCCAUGACUCUGCAAGACCUCUUGUACAAACUGAAGAUGUAGAAAAGGUCCUAAAGGAUGGUUGGCUGGUUGGAGCAGCAGUUCUUGGCGUUCCUGCCAAAGCAACAAUCAAAGAGGCAAACAGUGAAUCUUUCGUUGUGAAAACUCUCGACAGGAAAACACUUUGGGAAAUGCAGACACCUCAGAUAAUCAAGCCUGAGUUGCUUAAGAAGGGUUUUGAGCUUGUCAACAGGGAAGGACUUGAAGUAACAGAUGAUGUAUCAAUAGUGGAGCACCUUAAACAUCCUGUAUAUAUAACUGAAGGCUCUUACACUAACAUAAAGGUGACUACGCCCGAUGAUUUGCUACUUGCAGAAAGAAUACUGCACAUUGAAGAAUCUUAGAGUCUCAAAUUUUCUUAGGCUUUUUUUUUUUUUUUCAAACAUUAUAUUUCCCUGGAAAUUUGUACUCUGAAUAGGUGAAGUUAACCUUUCACAGAGUUCUCAGAAAAUUGAGUCUUGUAAACUUUUUGGCAAAAGAAAGUAACAUUCUUCCCAAGGUCUUAGUUCAUGAAUGAGAACUUGGCAAAAGUGUGCAUAUGAUGAAAAUUGGCUUGUAUAUAGUUACAAGCAUGGAGAAAUAUUUAAGUAGAAAACGGUUUCUAUUUGGUA